AUGUAUAAACUGUUGUUUGCAGCAUGUUUCGUGAGUGUAAUCGGAGGGCAAAUAUCGUUGAAGAAGCUGAAACAUGAGCAGUUUUCUGCCAAAACGAACCCGUUCUCUUCACCUGAUAAAAACAGUUUUGUCAAAUCGCUUGAUAAAUCUGAAUUAGCAUGGGAUCAAAUGCUAGAGGAUGCCACAAAACAGGUUCGUACUUGUAACUAA
Anisakis simplex (herring worm) is the source of this 210-nucleotide messenger RNA. The record is from the annotation of a GenBank genome assembly. NCBI's taxonomy places the organism in Eukaryota, Metazoa, Nematoda, Chromadorea, Rhabditida, Anisakidae.